AUGCAGCCCUCGGACAAUUUUGUGGGAUCAAUCGAUCAAGGCACGACAAGCACCAGGUUCUUGAUAUUCAACCGCGAAGGCGAGCCAGUAGCAUCGCAUCAAGUCGAGUUCACCCAAAUCUACCCGAGCCCGGGCUGGCACGAGCAUGACCCCCUCGAAAUCGUAACCUCAGUAGAGACCUGCAUCGAAGAAGCCGUCCAGAAGUUCGAGGAGCAGGGCCACACCCGGAGCAGCAUCCAAAGCAUCGGAAUAACCAACCAGCGCGAAACAACCAUAGUCUGGGAUCAAGAGACUGGGGAGCCCCUGUACAAUGCCAUUGUGUGGACGGACACACGAUCUCAGGCGAUCGUCGCAGAGCUGAAACAGAAACCAGGGGCAGCGCAGCUUCAGAAACUCUGUGGUCUGCCGUUGUCAACCUACUCGUCGGCUACAAAGCUGCUCUGGAUGCUGGCGCAUGUCCCAAGAGUGAAGGAUGCAUUUGACCGCGGCACACUGGCGUUUGGUACCGUUGAUGCUUGGCUGGUAUACCGUUUGAACGGUGGCGUGGCUGCCAACGUCUUUGUCUCGGAUUCGACAAACGCUUCGCGGACUAUGUUUGUAAACUUGGAGACGUUGCGGUAUGAUGAGAGGCUUCUGGACUUUUUUGGGAUCAGGGGAAAGGUUCAUUUGCCUAGAAUUGUGCCCUCAUCCGAUGCGAUGGGAUACGGGGUUGUUGCUUCGGGGGCUUUGGCACAGGUUCCGAUUAUGGGCUGUCUGGGAGACCAGUCUGCGGCAUUAGUUGGGCAAAAAGGGUUCUCGCCUGGAAUGGCCAAGAACACUUAUGGCACUGGGUGCUUUCUCUUAUACAAUGUUGGCGACAAGCCGGUGUUCUCGACACAUGGAUUGCUGGCUACAGUAGCUUACCACUUUGGAGGGAAGCCUGUCUAUGCGCUUGAGGGGAGCAUUGCUGUUGCUGGGUCUGGAAUCAAAUUCUUGCAGAAUAACUUGAAUUUCUUCCAGGAGUCUAAGGAGGUCAAUGACCUUGCCUACUCAGUGGAAGAUAAUGGCGGAUGUGUCUUUGUCACUGCCUUCAGUGGAUUAUUUGCCCCUUAUUGGAUUGAUGAUGCAAAAGGAACAAUCUUUGGAAUCACUCAGUACACCCAAAAGGGCCAUAUCGCACGCGCUACACUGGAGGCAACCUGCUUCCAGACUAAAGCAAUUCUAGACGCAAUGGAGAAGGACAGUGGCCAUACACUCUCUGAAUUGGCUGUCGAUGGGGGUAUGAGUAACUCAGACUUGGCAAUGCAGACCCAAGCAGAUCUGAUAUCCAUCCCCGUCUACCGCCCCAAGAUGCGCGAGACUACAGCUCUCGGUGCAGCAAUUGCAGCCGGUCUCGCUGUUGGACUCUGGCGCAACUUCGCUGAGCUACGCGAUAUCAAUCGUUCCGGCGGUGCUGUCUUUGAGCCCCAAGUCCCGCGACAAGAGAGUGCUACCAAAUUUGGACAAUGGGAAAAAGCUGUGCAAAUGAGUAGAGGCUGGGUGGGAUCUAAGAGGACCGAGCAAGGCGGAGCUAUUGAUACGAACGGCGAGACAUAUGCACAGGCGAAGAUUCAGGAUCUCCCUCCGCGCAAGGCAACGCACUUCUCGGAUAAUUUCUUGAUCUCAGAUAUGAUUAAGAGCUCUACAUACAACACGACUGUUAAUGGAAGGGCUCGGGUCUCGAUAAAGGAGAUCAAAGUUCCACCUUCACCUGUACGAACGGCAAUAGGGAGUGUUUUGGGUGAUUUGGAUGAUGCAGACGAAGAGGAUCUGUUCUUGGAGCUACGGAAAGUGGAGAUUUUGCAGAGACUUAGGAAGCUACAGAAGCGACAGUCGAAUUGCUACUAA
Penicillium vulpinum is the source of this 1866-nucleotide messenger RNA. Its product is annotated as glycerol kinase. The record is from RefSeq and is a predicted model, not a curated record. Gene Ontology annotation, cellular component: mitochondrion. Bases 1 to 1866 code for a protein of 621 amino acids. The transcript has 4 exons. NCBI's taxonomy places the organism in Eukaryota, Fungi, Ascomycota, Eurotiomycetes, Eurotiales, Aspergillaceae. Gene Ontology annotation, molecular function: glycerol kinase activity. Gene Ontology annotation, biological process: glycerol metabolic process; glycerol-3-phosphate biosynthetic process; triglyceride metabolic process.